This is a messenger RNA of Salvelinus fontinalis (brook trout), 1370 nucleotides long. Its product is annotated as GTPase IMAP family member 9-like. The coding region runs from base 78 to 1169 and encodes 363 amino acids. Gene Ontology annotation, molecular function: GTP binding. The transcript has 2 exons. The record is from RefSeq and is a predicted model, not a curated record. Lineage: Eukaryota; Metazoa; Chordata; Actinopteri; Salmoniformes; Salmonidae.
UUAUAGGAGCAUAGAAACUACUUCUACUACUACUACUCUCACACAGUGCUUGAGACUGACAGAUCUUCACUGCAAACAUGAACAGCAAAGAGUCUCAGUCUGGAAUCCAACUGCUUACACAAAAUGAGGAGUUCCGCAUUGUUCUGGUCGGGAAGACAGGAGCUGGGAAAAGUGCUGCAGGAAACACCAUUCUAGGGAAUAAAGCUUUCCCAUCAAAAAUGUCCUCUAUUUCUCAGACAAAAAACUGUGACAAGAGAAGAGGGAAGGUGGGUGAGCAAAGUGUAGCUGUUAUUGACACCCCAGGGUUGUUUGAUACUUCAUUUUCCAAUGAGGAGUCACUGAAAAGGAUUGCUAAAUGCAUCUCUUUCUCUGCACCUGGUCCCCAUGUGUUCCUGGUUGUGAUCCAGCUGGGAAGAUUCACUGAAGAGGAGCAGAAAACUGUGGAGAUAAUUCAGAGAUUAUUUGGUGAUGAAGCAUCGAAAUACACCAUGGUUCUCUUCACACAUGGAGACCUUCUUGAUGAUGAUGAUGUAACAAUUGAACAGUUCCUGCUUGAAAAUCCAGAUCUGCAUAGUUUACAUUCCCAAUGCAGUGGGGGAUAUCAUGUCUUCAACAACAAAGAUAAGAAUCCUUCCCAGGUCUUUGAGCUGCUUGAGAAGAUAGACAAGAUGGUGAAGAUGAAUGGAGGAAGCCACUACACCACUGAGAUGUUCCAGGAGGCUGAGAGAGCGAUUGAAGAGAUGAAGAACAGGAUCCUGAGAGAGAAUGAAGAGAAGAUACGCAGAGAGGAGGAGAAACUGAAGAAAGAAAAAAUUAUCCAAGAGGCUCGGGAAAAAGAGCUUAAAGAGAAGAAUGAGAGGAUCCUGAGAGAGAACGAAGAGCAGAAACGCAGACAGAAUGAACUGAAGACAGAUACACAAGAGGCUCAUGAGAAAGCGAUUAAAGAGAGGAAUGAGAGGAUCCAGAGAGAGAUACAAGGUCAGAGAAUCAGGGAGGAAGAACUGGAGAAACUGAAACUGGAAAAAGAGGCUAAAGAUAAAGAAAUACAGGAGGUGAGAGAAAAACAUGAAAGGGAGGCAAGAGAGAGAGCUGAAGGAGAAAAUGGCUUUAUAACAAGUUAUUUGAAAAAAGUGGGCAAAGCACUAAAAGGGGCUUGCAGUAUACAAUGAACAUCUGAAACAAUGCUGUUCGAGAGUCCCAAGCUUAGUCACAUUGAAUGUAAUUGUAAUUACAAUUGUAUUGCAUUGCAUUGAAUGCAUCUACAUACAGUGUACUCUGUUGCCAUUCUAAUGUUAUAGUCUGUAACUGUGGACCCAUUGACUUCUAUAGAUGUAUAUUCUAUAGCUUACAUAAAGCUUUAUGACAUUUAA